AUGAAUCCGAUAGUCCCCGGAGUUAUCUUUGCCGGACACGAGGGCGAUGAAAGCAAGCACCCCGAGUGGGCCAAAGACGGUAGCGUUAUGGUCUUUCGUAUCUAUGAGCAGCUGGUCCCCGAAUUCUACCACUGGUGUGCUCGAAAUUGUCCCAUUGCUGCGGAAGAGGCGAAGAAGGCUAUAGAACAGGGGAAAGAGAUUAAGUGGUCUGAAAAGGCGAUGGAUCAAAUGGGUCUUUUUUCCUCGCGACUGAGGAAGUGUCCAUAUGCAUCCCAUAUACGCAAGACUGGCCCUCGGGAUGACUAUCCCGAUUAUACCAAGCACUUAAUGAUGCGCCGAGGAAUCCCUUAUAGGCCAUGUGGCUCUACACAGCAUGAGCGUGGCCUGCUGUUUGUGAGUUAUCAGAGUAGCAUUGAGAAUAGGUUCGUCACGCAGCAAAAACGGUGGGCCAAUGCUUCCGAUGGCCUAACGGACAAGGCAAAGCACAAUGGAGGAGUCGGCCAGGGGAUUGACCUCUGA
Molecule: messenger RNA, 519 nt
Organism: Penicillium longicatenatum
Lineage: Eukaryota; Fungi; Ascomycota; Eurotiomycetes; Eurotiales; Aspergillaceae
Exons: 6
Coding region: 1-519 (172 amino acids)
Cellular component (GO): cytosol
Molecular function (GO): peroxidase activity; heme binding
Source: RefSeq, a predicted model, not a curated record